AUGCUCAACCUCCUGGACAUCACCAUGAAACUGGGUGAUACGAUGUGUCUAUCAUUAACCUACUUCUGUAUUUUGUCUUCUCUAGAGCUCCCAGAGCAACAUUUUAUUAUUGAGGAUGAGUUUCCAUCUGACCAGCAGCUCUGGAACCUUGAGAGGAAUCCCAGUCUGGACCAAGAGGAGCCAGAACCUCCACAGAUUAAGGAGCAGCAGGAGGAGCACUGCAUCGAGCUCCCAGAGCAACAUUUUAUUAUUGAGGACGAGUUUCCAUCUGAACAGCGGCUCUGGAACCUUGAGAGGAAUCCCAGUCUGGACCAAGACGAGCCAGAACCUCCACAGAUUAAAGAGGAGGAGGAGCACUGCAUCGGUCUGGAAGUAGAGCAGCUUGAACUGAAGCAGGAGGAUCAAGAUAACGUUUUGUUGAAUCCUACUCUCAAGGAAAGUGACCACAGUGAACCAGAGACAAGUGACAAUCAGCUCCUCUCCCACCGCUCAGCUCAGAGCCAAGAUCUCAACGAACGCAAGCAUGGAAACUCAAAAUCAGUUAAAAAUGCAGAGCAGGCAUCAGAAAAGGAACAUCAUGUCAUCACAAGAGCAAAAGAAAGCACAAGUCCCAGUAACCUUGCAUGUAGCACUACCAUGUCAAAUAUUGUGCCGAAUAUCUGCAAGAGUAAAAAGGUUUUUCAGUGUGACACUUGUGGAAAAGUCUUUAAGUGUAAGUCAGGAUUAAAUGGACAUCUGAAGGUGCACACAGGAGAGGAAAAGCAUUCUUGUGAAAUGUGUGGAAAAAGUUUCACAACUAGCACAAAUUUGACGAGACACGAGAGAACGCACACGGGCCAGAAACCUUUUUCUUGCAAAACUUGUGGGAAAAGCUUUACGCGUGAAUAUUACCUGCAGGCCCACGAAAGAACGCACACAGGGGAGAAGCCUUUUAACUGCAAAACUUGUGGGAGAAGUUUUACAACUAGAGUGAAUCUGCAGGUUCACAAGAGAAUACACACGGGCGAGAAACCUUUUAUUUGCAAAACUUGUGGGAGAAGUUUUAUUCAGAGAAAUCACCUGAAGAGACACGAGAGAAUACACACGGGCGAGAAACCUUUUACUUGCAAAACUUGUGAGAAAAGUUUUAAAUGGGGAAAUAGCUUGAAAGUCCACAUGAGAAGCCAUACAGGUGAGAAGUCGUAUCCAUGUACAACUUGUGGGGAAAGAUUUGUUAUCAAAUCCCUUCUAACAAAACAUUUGUGUACCCACACAUAGCGAAACAGAUAUUUUUGUAAAGUGUUGGAAAGAUCUCUGACUUGCCAGUUUAUACAAAGUCCACAGGAGAAAUCCUCCAGUUGAGAAGCCACACCAUGGCAACACGAGAGUGAUAAGAUUUGCUCAAGCGUUGUCAAAGAAGUUGUUACUCAGUUAAUGAUUCAUUAAUUAGUGAUACAACAGUUGGCGCAAACAACACUGGAAAUUUUUCCAGGGGACCAAAAAAGUGAUGAACCUUGUUGUACUUCACAAAGCAUUGAACUACUGCCAGGUUCCUCACUUACAUCUACGCAAGAGAGAUUGUGUACAUUUGCAUUAGCUGCAUCUCUGCAACUGAAUGCGGGAAUUAUCCCAUUGAGGAGACAUCACAAUAUCUUUGAUGGUCAACACAUUUGCUGAAGUACCCACGUUUCUGUUCUUCAUGUGACUGUGAUUGAUAUCUACAUCUGCAAAGGAAGUGAUGUUUUCACCCAUGUCUCUUUGUUUUUUCAUUUGUCAGCAAUUUAUACCAAAUGGUGCAGGAGGGGGACGGGGGUGAGAGCAAUGUAUUGGGUUAAAGUGACAGAUCCAGGAUAUGUUAUUAUCGCUGAAUGUUGAGAGAUGUUGUCAAUGUGUCAGGAAAGACUGGAUCAAAAUGUAAAAAUCUGACAUUUGUUGUACAGAGAUUUAUAAUAACACAGUAUGUGGUGCAGAUUAUCAGAUGACUUCCCUGUUUCUUUUUUCUUUCUUUUACAAAGAAGAAAAUAUGUUGUUAAUGUGUACACAGUCCUAAAUGACUGUCACUGUAAAUGGUUAUUCUUGUGUACUAAGUGUAUUCAAUACUUUAGUGCAUUUGCAGUUCAUUAAAGUUUCUUGAAUUAUGAUGAUGUGUUUUAUAUCUGUCACACGUUGAAUCUGUGUUUGUCUGUGUGGAGAAAAAUUCCCCUGACUAGGUGUCUCACUGCUAUGACCUUGAUAAACAGGAUGGAACCCUUAUUUGGUGAUGUUUUCUCCCAAAUGGUACGGCGGACGGACGGACACAGCAGAUAACACACAGAGGAGGAUCUCAUGUGUUCUUCUUUCUCAUAUCAUGUCUUAUGAAACUCCUCUUUGUAUAAGUUCUGGCUUUUGUGAACUUGCGACCAGUUGUUCCAUUUUGAGUACACCUGCUUGUUGUAUAAACUCUGCAGAGCUUAUUAUUAUAAAGACUCAAAAGCAA
Limanda limanda (common dab) is the source of this 2455-nucleotide messenger RNA. Its product is annotated as zinc finger and SCAN domain-containing protein 31-like. Lineage: Eukaryota; Metazoa; Chordata; Actinopteri; Pleuronectiformes; Pleuronectidae. The transcript is spliced from 3 exons. The record is from RefSeq and is a predicted model, not a curated record. Gene Ontology annotation, cellular component: nucleus. Gene Ontology annotation, molecular function: DNA-binding transcription factor activity, RNA polymerase II-specific; RNA polymerase II transcription regulatory region sequence-specific DNA binding. The coding region runs from base 1 to 1257 and encodes 418 amino acids. Gene Ontology annotation, biological process: regulation of transcription by RNA polymerase II.